Aegilops tauschii subsp. strangulata is the source of this 2184-nucleotide messenger RNA. Lineage: Eukaryota; Viridiplantae; Streptophyta; Magnoliopsida; Poales; Poaceae. The record is from RefSeq and is a predicted model, not a curated record.
UUCCAUGAAUUCUAGAGGAAAGCUAACUGCUUGCUGGCUGGGAGCUGUAUGAGCGGUAACGUCCACGUACGGCUCCGUGAGAAGGUGGACGGAAAUGGCCUUGUUGUACCUCACUCCCGUCUUCAAUGGGGUCUGCUCUUUUUUUAGGAGAGUAUGCCAAUAUGAUCUUAAUGAGGUGCGGGGCUUUGCAUCUGACAUUCGUUGGGCUUUCCUCUGCGGGAGCCUGCGUCCCGGCCUUUUUGUGCAAUAAACCCCUCCGGCCGAAGACUAGUGAUAGGUGGUCCCGCGGAGCUUUCGGAGAAGGGUAGCCUAGUGUGUAAGCACAGCAAUGAACCGCGGCGAAUCCUCAGACGACCCUUCUAAGAUAAGGGGGGAGAUCCUCAGUAGUGGUGACCCUUUGACUCUUCCACUGACUUAUAUAUGUACUGAAUGCUCAUACGGGAAAGUGAACUCCUGGGCAUGGAACCAGGGGGGUUGCUCCGAGAAAAAAUCAUUUCUUUCUCAUCCACUCUAGGGGGUGCGGACACACCUGCGCGGAUUACAGGUGACGGUUACAAGAAUGGCGGGGAAGUGAAGAGUACCUGACGACAUUCAGGGAUGAAUGUAGACCCAUCGGGUGGGGAUAAUCAUUCCGGUCCUGGGAGAGGUGGCGACACCAGUCUGAGCUGAGGGAAGCCAGCCAAUUGAGUCACUGAAACGACCGCAGGAGGCGCACCCUAAGCCCAGCUUCUCGGAGCUGCUAUUGCGAAAUACGGCUUCCUUAAUAUCCAAAUUUCAACAAGGGGGCUGGGCUGCUCGCCUUCAUAGAAAGGCGACCGGGCCUAGAUUAGAUGUUCGCCUUUUUUUGAAUAGAAAGAGAAGGUAAAGGGGGGGUUUGGAGAUUCUUGAAAGAAUGCAUGGCUUCCUCCUAUUCCGCUUCAACAUAAGCCCUUAAAAUCCUGCUGCUAUGGCAGCAAGGGUUACCCAUUUCAUAGGCGAGGGUGGGGGAGAAGCAAGCCGAACCUCUGAUCGACCCAGACACGUCAAAAAUUCUCGGCGCCGAGAGAAGGACGAGAUUCAGUAAGUAAUUCAGUGAGUGCUUUCUUUUAUAAGAAGAGCGUCGGCUUGGAAGAAGAAAAUGAAAUACGAACAACCGCGCUGGUUGUAAUAGAUCGACUUGAAUGCGUCUUCUUGCUCCAGCAUUCAAGUUCCAUUUGAAGGGAGGACGACGUACCAUGAUACUUUCUGUUUUGUCGAGCCCUGCUUUGGUCUCGGGUUUGAUGGUUGUACGUGCUAAAAAUCUGGUACAUUCCGUUUUGUUUCCCAUCCUAGUCUUUUGCAACACUUCUGGUUUACUUAUUUUGUUAGGUCUCGACUUCUCCGCUAUGAUCUCCCCAGUAGUUCAUAUAGGAGCUAUUGCCGUUUCAUUCCUAUUCGUGGUUAUGAUGUUCAAUAUUCAAAUAGCGGAGAUUCACGAAGAAGUAUUGCGCUAUUUACCAGUGAGUGGUAUUAUUGGACUGAUCUUUUGGUGGGAAAUGUUCUUCAUUUUAGAUAAUGAAACCAUUCCAUUACUACCAACCCACAGAAAUACGACCUCUCUGAGAUAUACGGUUUAUGCCGGAAAGGUACGAAGUUGGACUAAUUUGGAAACAUUGGGCAAUUUGCUUUAUACCUACUAUUCCGUCUGGUUUUUGGUUUCUAGUCUGAUUUUAUUAGUAGCUAUGAUUGGGGCUAUAGUACUUACUAUGCAUAGGACUACAAAGGUGAAAACACAGGAUGUAUUCCGACGAAAUGCCUUGGAUUCUAGGAGGAAUAUAAUGAACAGGACUAUUUCUCCUUUUGGCCAUAGCCAUAGGAGAAGCUUCUCCUCCAAAGCGGAGGGAGGGGAAUCUCAGGAUUCCUAUGACCCUGCUUAUAUCGAUUUUUAAGAGCUCGUUUAGGGUUUUUCCCGGGUUUGGUACCAAAUCUGGAUAAACUCCUUUCGGUUCUUAAACCUAAGGAAAUUCUAUUUCUAGCUUUUCGCUUCCCGCGGGAUGCGAACAUGUUUAAAUUGCCCCUAAAGAAUAUCAAAGAUAUGAUUAAAGAAGCAAUGGCUAAAGAGGAAGAAAACAGAAACAAGCCUCCGGUGGAAGGUUGUGAAGAUCGUCGUAUGACAGCGGAAGAAAGUCAAAAAUUGCUAGAAGCAUUUUCUUUCCUAUGGGAUAA